UUGUUAAAAGAACCCAAAAUUCAAGUAAGCCAAAGUCUCAUCCGCAAAUCAAGGUAAGAGAAUGUUAUUAAAAAAAUUGUAAGAUGCAUGAUAGCAUGUGAGUGUUGAAAUUUGUGUUGGCAAAUCAAUCAUGAUAAUAACAAUAUGAUGAAGAUAUGAUAUAAUAAGAUGAUAUAAUGUUAUAUGAUGUCACGUCACUGGCUAAGACACAGAAAGUGGUAGAAAUAAAAUGAAAGCUCCCAAACAGAUCAGGAAACCGGAUGUGAAGCGGUUGAGUUGAAAGUUGAAAGUGGUGAUGGAGAAGAAGCUGAAGGUGUAUGCAGAUCGUAUGUCCCAACCAUCUCGAGCAGUUCUUACAUUCUGCAGGUUGAACGGAAUCGAGUUUGAGGAGAUCAAAAUUGACACUUCCAAACGCCACCAAUUAUCUCCACAAUACACCGAUGUAAACCCUCUCCGGAAAGUUCCAGCUAUUGUCCAUGGGAACUUCAAUCUCUCCGAGAGUCAUGCAAUCCUUGUCUAUCUUGUUUCUGCUUUUCCUGGAAUAGCUGACCAUUGGUAUCCAACUGAUGUUUUCAGAAGAGCCAAAAUUCAGUCAGUAUUGGAUUGGCAUCACUCCAAUUUACGAUAUGGAGCAGAUCAUUAUGUAAUAAACACUGUAUUAGGACCUGCACUUGGUCAUCCACUGAAUCCAAAAGCAGCUUCUGAAGCAGAGAAAGUUUUAUCAUCUUCUUUAUCAAAUCUAGAGAAAAUUUGGCUAAAUGGAAAUGGACGAUUCCUUCUUGGUGGCUCACAACCGUCUAUAGCAGAUCUCAGUCUGGUGUGUGAACUAGUACAACUUGAGGUUUUGGAUGAGAAAGAUCGCGAUCGAAUACUAUCUCCAUACAAGAAAGUUGUUCGGUGGAUUGAGGAUACAAGAGCCGCAACAAAUCCUCACUUUGACCAAGUGCAUAACAUCCUUUUCAGAGUUAAAAUGAAACUCCAACACCCGCGUUCAAUGGAUGCUGAAGCUGGGACUGAGACGAGCAGCAAGAUGGGGAGGCAUUCCAAGAUGUGAAUUCAAUGCUUUCAUGUUUUUUCACAAGACUGACAUAUUUGUAGCCUAAGUAGAUUUUGUGAGUGAAUAAGUAGAAGUCCACAUAGAAAUGUGAUCGUACUUGGCAACUUAUACCUUGGAAGUGUAUUAUACGUAACUUUAAGUGUCCAAUUUGAUCAAGACUCUUAACUCCUAACACCUUCUACUUAGAUGAAAAUACAUUUGACCAAUUAACCUAAGAUAUUUUCUUCCUCA
Messenger RNA from Lathyrus oleraceus (garden pea), 1288 nucleotides. Its product is annotated as glutathione S-transferase T1. The coding region runs from base 296 to 1054 and encodes 252 amino acids. NCBI's taxonomy places the organism in Eukaryota, Viridiplantae, Streptophyta, Magnoliopsida, Fabales, Fabaceae. The record is from RefSeq and is a predicted model, not a curated record. The transcript is spliced from 7 exons.